GGUAUAAAUAAAAUAUCUUUAUGUGUAAAAAUAUAAAAAACGAAAUUAUUGCGUGUGGAUCUUCGCAUAGUAUUAUUAUUUAAUACACACUUGUCUUAAAUUUGACUGUAUACAAACAUAAUGUGGGGCGCGAACUGCAGUACAAUAAUACACGUCAUAUAUCCCGACUACAAUUAUCAUAAUCAACCUGAAGCAGGUUAGGUAUCUGUAGACCUAAUAACAGUAUAGGUACGUCCUAGAUGAGGUAAAGAAAAAAUUAAAAAAUAAGAUCAUAGAAAAAAAAAUACCAUUACUUGCUAUUAGUGGUUAUGGCCAUUUCGGUCUGUUUACGCUCAUGUUAUGGACAGAGGCGUUUAUAUCUGUCGAAAACUGGAAAUACAUACCAUAUACCUGUUUAAUGGAAUCGCGCAAAACUGUCGCAAACAUCAUCACCCAUUAUCGGGGGCAUAAUGUGCGCAUGUGUAAUAUUUUGUAUAAAAGCGUCGCGUGACAGCGGUCUGUCAUAUUCACUCGUCAACCGUCGUCGCAAAUAAUAAGUGUUCAGAAUUAUCUGUUCGUGCAGUUUAUAUCGCAGCCAGUCGCUUUUACGCAGAGUCCAGUGCAACCAAAGAAAUCAACAAUGUUCGCUAAAGUAGCAGUUUGCUUCGCUUGCGUGGCCGUAUUCGCCGCCCAGGCCCAAUACUACCCCGCGGCCGCUUACCCUUCCACCGCCGUGGUGCACGCCUCCCCGGUUGCUUACCCCGCUUACCCAGCAGCCGCCUACCAACCGGUCAACCCGAACCCAUCGUACGCGUACAAGUAUGGCGUGUCCGACCCGGCCACCGGUGACUACAAGACCGCCGAGGAGAGCCUGUCCAACGGCGUGGUCCAGGGACAGUACAGUCUGGCUGAACCCGACGGCACAGUCAGGACCGUGUCGUACACCGCCGACGACGUCAACGGUUUCGUAGCCCAGGUCACCAAGGGCGCCAAAGUCAUCGCCCCCGCUGCCCCGGUGUACUCUGCCCCGGCUCCGGUUUACUCCGCACCGGCACCAGUUUACGCGGCAGCACCCGCCCCGGUGUACGCGCCCGCCGUCCACGCCCCGGUGUACGCUCCCGCCGUUUCGUACCCGUUCCCGUACAAACGUCAAGCGUAAAUGAAAGCGACCACGACGCCGCUUCAAAAAUGCAUCAUCGUCAUUUUCACUUUGCGUUUAUUGCAUCAUCAUCAUCAUCGUCAUCAUCAUUAUUAUUAUUAUUAAUAUUAUUAAUAUCAUGUGUGUAAUGCUGCUGCAGGGAAGACCUCCUCGCGACGCUCCUUCUUCGUAUAUUAUAUAUUGUCUUGUCUGUAUUCGUUUUAUCUUUUUAUUUUUGUGUAAUAUUUAGUUUCCUACUUGUAAUAUUAUGGUAUAAUAUAUUAUAAAUAUAUAUUGUUUUACCGUAAACAAGUGACAUAUUUUUAUGUACCUGUCUAUAUAACCCUUUAUCCUGAGCUCCAAGUGCCGUGUGAUUUUCGAUUGCACGCGUUCGCCAAAUCCACAUAAAAUCCAUACCCGUGUUAUGUAAGUUUCCGAUUUCUGCGGUCAAACUGAAAAAAUAUGUACCUAGGUACGUCUCUUCGAAAAACGAGCAAAAUAUGUUUUGUAGUUACUAUUAUAUAGGUACCUACCAUUAUUAUAUUCAUUGACGUCAUGUUAUGUAUUUUGACUUAACCCGUUACUAAAUAACGUGGGCCAUAAUUUAAUCUAUCUAUUAUUUUAUCAGUAUAUCACAUAUCAAUCUGUGUUGUAACUUUUAAAUAACAUACUACGCAUUAUGCCAUUAUCAAUAAUAAAUAAUUAUUUAUCGUGAUGCAACACGAUAUAAAUAUAUAGUAAAUUAAUACUUCCACGUGUUUACUAUCAAUUGUGGGUAUCAGUCAUUUCAAUAAGUUUCGACGACAAUUUCAAGAUACCUAUAUGAUUUAAAAAUGAAUACAAUCAUUUUAACCACAACGAAUCGUUAUGAAAAUAGCGUUUAUAGAUUUUAAGCUGUGACUCAUAUUAUUACAUAUUGUAAUGCUUAU
This is a messenger RNA of Acyrthosiphon pisum (pea aphid), 2046 nucleotides long. Its product is annotated as cuticular protein 50. The record is from RefSeq and is a predicted model, not a curated record. Bases 620 to 1138 code for a protein of 172 amino acids. Gene Ontology annotation, cellular component: extracellular matrix. NCBI's taxonomy places the organism in Eukaryota, Metazoa, Arthropoda, Insecta, Hemiptera, Aphididae. The transcript has 2 exons.